Molecule: messenger RNA, 1100 nt
Organism: Loxodonta africana (African savanna elephant)
Lineage: Eukaryota; Metazoa; Chordata; Mammalia; Proboscidea; Elephantidae
Gene: POLR2E
Product: RNA polymerase II, I and III subunit E
Exons: 8
Coding region: 78-710 (210 amino acids)
Biological process (GO): DNA-templated transcription
Cellular component (GO): RNA polymerase II, core complex; RNA polymerase III complex; RNA polymerase I complex
Molecular function (GO): DNA binding
Source: RefSeq, a predicted model, not a curated record
GGCUUAGCGCAGGCGCAGUGCGCGCGGGUCCUGACUGGCGCAGGCGCAGCGCGUCGACUCCGAGAAGAGAAGCAGCCAUGGACGACGAGGAGGAGACGUACCGGCUGUGGAAGAUCCGCAAGACCAUCAUGCAGUUGUGUCACGACCGUGGUUACCUGGUGACGCAGGACGAGCUGGACCAGACGCUAGAGGAGUUCAAAGCCCAGUUUGGAGACAAACCGAGUGAAGGGCGGCCACGGCGCACGGACCUCACCGUGCUGGUGGCCCACAAUGAUGACCCCACUGACCAGAUGUUCGUCUUCUUCCCAGAGGAGCCCAAGGUGGGCAUCAAGACCAUCAAGGUGUACUGCCAGCGCAUGCAGGAGGAGAACAUCACUCGUGCCCUCAUCGUGGUGCAGCAGGGAAUGACACCCUCCGCUAAGCAGUCCCUGGUCGACAUGGCCCCCAAGUACAUCCUGGAGCAGUUCCUACAGCAGGAGCUUCUCAUCAACAUUACGGAGCAUGAGCUGGUGCCCGAGCACGUUGUCAUGACCAAGGAAGAGGUGACGGAGCUGCUGGCCCGAUAUAAAUUGCGGGAGAACCAGCUGCCCAGGAUCCAGGCCGGAGACCCAGUGGCACGGUACUUUGGGAUAAAGCGUGGCCAGGUGGUGAAGAUCAUCCGGCCCAGUGAGACGGCGGGCAGGUACAUCACCUACCGGCUCGUGCAGUAGUGGUCACGCCCGCAGCCUCAGAGAUGGAUGGACUGUGAGGACCAGCACCCUCAGGACACCACCCAGGAUGAGGACGGCAUGUCCUGGCUAGUGACGCACAGUGUCCGCAUGGCAGGUCCUUGGAGCCUGGUGGGCAUCAGUGCUGACGUGGGCAGAUCCACAUCGGCUACUGCCAUAGGAGGGCAAGAGGGGCUGCGAGGACCCAGCCCUGGGCAGCCAACGUCCCAGGAGAGUCUGGGUCCUCCAGCUUCCUCGGCUCCAGGUGUCCCAUGCCUGCAGCCUGAGCUCCCCUCUCAUUUGUUUCUGUGUGCUCGGAGCUCAGCCAGGGAUGAGGUUAAGAGCAUUUUGAGUUGUGAGUACUGAGCAAUAAAAGGUCUUUCGAGUAACUAA